Molecule: messenger RNA, 4072 nt
Organism: Aquila chrysaetos chrysaetos
Lineage: Eukaryota; Metazoa; Chordata; Aves; Accipitriformes; Accipitridae
Product: myosin-IIIb-like
Exons: 30
Coding region: 31-3237 (1068 amino acids)
Cellular component (GO): myosin complex
Molecular function (GO): cytoskeletal motor activity; ATP binding; protein binding
Source: RefSeq, a predicted model, not a curated record
CGGCGGUGCUUUCGGUGGGAGCCGUCCGGCAUGGGGUCGCGGGGGGAGCGUCGCCCGUCCUGCGGGGCGGCCGGGAACCUGGCGGAGCUGGCGGAGCUGGACGAGGAGGCGCUGCUGGGCGGGCUGCGGGAGCGGUUCCUGAGGCAGCAGGUCUACACCGACGUCGGGGACAUCCUCAUCGCCAUGAACCCCUUCCAGCCCCUGCCGCUGUGCGGGAGAGAGGUCUCCGAGCGGUACCGGCGCCAGGAGACAGGCAUGCUGCCGCCCCACAUCUUUGCCGUGGCCAGCCGGGCCUACUACGGCAUGCUGGGCCGUCGGGGCAACAGGCCCCAGAACCAGUGCAUUGUCAUCAGUGGAGAGAGCGGUGCAGGGAAAACAGAGAGUACGAAGCUAUUGUUGCAGCACAUAAUGAACCUAUGCAAAGGCAACUCACAGCUGGAGCGGCAGAUCCUUCAGGUAAAUCCGUUGCUUGAAGCUUUUGGCAAUGCCCAGACUGCGAUAAAUGACAACAGCAGCCGCUUUGGAAAAUACAUACAGCUGCGUUUCCAGAAUAAUACAGUGCAAGGUGCAAAGCUGAGUGAGUACCUGUUAGAGAAGUCACGGGUAGUGCAACAAGAUAUCGGGGAGAGGAAUUUCCAUAUCUUCUACUACAUGUUUGCUGGGCUUUCUUCAGAGGAAAAGGAGAUGUAUGGGCUAUUGGAUCCUUCACUCUACAGGUACAUAAGUGGACGAUUUGGUACAUCGGAUGCAGCUCAGUGCUGGAAGCACAAAUACCAAGAGGUGUGCAAUGCCCUUGACAUGGUGGGCUUUCAAGAACAGGAGCAAGUGGACAUGCAGACUAUCUUGGCUGGUGUGUUGUCUCUGGGCAAUGUGACCUUUGAGCCUGAGGAGACCGAUGGGUCUGUAAAAGUGAGUGAAGUCUCCCAGGGAUGGCUGAAGGCUGCAGCGAGUCAGUUUGGAGUCCAAGAAGAUGAACUGUUAAAUUGCCUUAUUUGUACCAUGUCGGUGACCCGAGGUGAGCAGAUUCAGCGUUUUCACACCCAGCAGCAGGCAGAAGAUGCUCGGGACUCCAUUGCAAAGGUGGCAUAUGGCCGAGUAUUUGGCUGGAUCGUUUGGAAGAUCAAUGAGCUUCUGGCUGAGAACGUGGAUCCUGAGGUGGAACUGAAGGAGAUAGGUAUCUUGGAUAUUUUUGGGUUUGAAAACUUUGCAGUGAAUCAUUUCGAGCAGCUUUGCAUAAACUUGGCCAAUGAGCAGCUGCAGCACUUCUUCAACCAUCACAUUUUCCAGCUGGAGCAGGCUGCCUAUCAGGAAGAAGAGCUGCCUUGGGAGACUAUUACAUUCAACAAUAAUGAACCUAUUCUGAAUCUGCUUCUGGCCAAGCCAGUUGGGCUUCUGUCUCUUCUGGAUGAGCAGAGUGCAUUCCCUCAGGCAACUGAUAAGACGUUUGUGGAUAAACUAAACAGCAGCUUCAAGGCGAGUUUACACUUCCAGCCAGGCCGAGGCCGUGUUUUGUGCUUCAGCAUCAUUCACUAUGCUGGAAAGGUACAAUAUACUGCUAGGGGCUUUCUAGAGAAGAACAGAGACACCUUGCCAGCCAACGUCCAUGGGCUCUUCAUCAACAGUGUCACCCCCUUGCUCAGUGUGCUGUUCAAAGCCACUAUCUCAAGGACGGGGACACUGAUGCCUCAUGUGAAAGCCAAGGUCAUACCAGGAGCAGACAAGUUCAAUAGCACACGAAAACAGUCUGCUGGAGCUCAGUUCCGGCAUUCCCUGAUGAUGCUCAUGGAGAGGUUGUAUUCUGCCAACCCCCACUUUGUGCGCUGUAUAAAGCCCAACAGCCAGAAGGAGCCAGGUGUAGUGGACAGCCAGGUGGUGCUGCAGCAGCUCCAGUACAAUGGACUGCUGGAGACAAUACGUAUCCGAAGAGAUGGUUUCUCCUGGAGACCUUCAUUUGAGGAAUUUGCUGAAAGAUAUGGAAUUCUUCUAGUUAAACCAGAUGUUUCCCUCACAAAAGAAAGCUGCUUGGAGAUACUGCAAAGUACAGAGCUGACAGGCUGGAGAUGUGGGAAGUCACGACUCUUCUUUAAAUAUUGGCACCAGGAACAGCUGGGAAAGUAUGUGGAACGCCUGGAAAGAGCAGCAGUUGUCAUACAGAAAGUUUUCAGGGGAUUCAGAUACAGGAAGAGUUACCUAAAACUGGUGGCUGAGCAGAGAGCUCAGGCACAGAGGCUACAGGAGGAGGCAGAGAGAGAAAGAAGACAGCAGCUGGCGGUGGAAGCAGAGGCUCAGAAAAGAAUCUCCUUUCCAGUCCCCAUGCCACGAAAGAGGCACCCUCGACCUUCUCCCAAUCCUCCUGAUAAUCCACCACAGCCACCAGUGCCACGGCCACGGAGCAAACUAACAGAGUCCACUCCUUUUGAUAACUUCUUGGACCGUUCUGCACCUCGCCCUGUUCUGGGGACAAAGAAACAGGCUGGAGAAGAGGCAAAAAUGAGGAAAUGCAAGAGAGGAGCAAGUCUCCGCUGGUUCAAAGAGACGCAGGCUGAGAAGGUCUUGCAGGAUGAUGGGGCCUUUCCAAGCUGGCUGCAUGGGAUGAUCAGCCGGAGGGAAGCUGAAAACUUGCUGAUGGACGAGCCUUUGGGUUGCUUCCUUGUUCGGAUCAGCCAGAGCCAACCGGGCUAUACCUUAACAUACAGGGGCGAAGGCCGCUGCAGACACUACAUGAUCCAGGUGCAGCCCAAUGCACGCUAUGUCAUCCUGGGGGAAGACCAGGCUCACGCCUCGCUCACUGAACUGGUUCGGUAUCACCAGGCUGUGGGCAUCCAGCCCUUCAUGGAAAAACUGACUGUUCCCUGUGGGCAGAAAAGCAGCGAGAUUUUGGAUUGCAAAGAUCUGGAGUGCCUCACACUGGAUCUGCCAGCAGCCAUGAGGGAGGCCCCUCCGGAGGAGCAGCCCUGCCCCUCCGGGCCUUCCACCAGCAGAUCUGCUCUGCAGUCAAGAGCAGCCGCAGCUCUCAGACACAUGUGGUCCAGGAGGACCAAGAAUUUCCCAGACCAAGAGAGCCUGGACGAGAGUAGGACAAAACCAAGCUCAGACAAGAAGAGAGUCUUCCCUCGCCUCCACUCCUCCAUACGCCUAGCGAUGCAGGAAAUCCAGCAGUUAUCUUCCGCUCCCUUGAACGCUUCUGUACACAGCUGCUGUCAAUCUCUCAGCACUGAUGAUGUAAAUCCUGAGUGACACGGUCAAAGUGGCUCAGCCCUAUCUUCCAGUGCUGCUGGGCCUUGCCUAACUUGGUGAACAUAUCCAGACAUACAACAGCCUUUUUUCUUUUUUCUUUUUUUUUUUUUUUUUUCCCUUUUUGUUUUUGCUGCACCCACUGGCCAUAAGCCUUUCGACAGGACUGCUGCAGAAAUUAACUUACAUCAGCACUCAGCUGGUCUCAGUGGCUGAGACUGCAGUAUCUGGACCAGUCCCAUCCUGGCAGAGGGGAGAGGAUGGGAACAGACACACUCUGCACAGACCCCUCAGUGCCUGACAGUCUGUGUGUCAAUAUGUCAAUGUGCCUGGGGACCCCUCAUUUUGCACUGUUAAUAGUCACAAACUGGAUAUCUCCCAGCAACCUGUUCUGUCACAGAUACCUGUACUGAUUUCCUACCUCUUUUUCAAGUCCUCUGUCUCUGUUUUAGUCCUGUGAUUCCACUACUCUGGGUGCCAAGGGAAGCUGGGCUUGGGAACUAAGGAAUGAACGUGGUGUGUCCUUUUUGUUGAGUGCAGGAGUGCUUGAACAGGAGCUGAGACAAGGGGUAGGAAAAUCUUUAUGCAGAGGGAAUUUCCUGCCCUUGCAUCAGUGUCCUGGCACGCUGCUCCACACUCUUUAGCCAGAACUGGAGUCAGGGAAUCAUUGGUGAAACCCUCUUGUUCAUCCUGGUUGAAAUCACUACAAGUCUGGGUGCGACAACAUCCUACUUUAGACUGAGGGUAGAGGGCUUGCAACAUACAGGACUGUGCUACUUGUUACGUCUUUUCCACCCUUUAAGAUAAAUCUCUUCUAAAUUAAAAACUUUUACAAGGA